Messenger RNA from Ascoidea rubescens DSM 1968, 276 nucleotides. RefSeq lists its product as uncharacterized. The transcript has a single exon. The record is from RefSeq and is a predicted model, not a curated record. NCBI's taxonomy places the organism in Eukaryota, Fungi, Ascomycota, Saccharomycetes, Ascoideales, Ascoideaceae. Bases 70 to 228 code for a protein of 52 amino acids.
CCGCGGCCACUUUCGCCGUGCGGACAGACCCCCUAUGGCUGCCCCGUGUUACAUGCAGCAAAAUUGCGCAUGGUCACCACCUGCUGUCUGAAGCUGUGCAUCGCAUGUUUUUGCCGCACGCAUAUAUGCGCACAUAGCUGCAUUGUCUGUUUUAUUUGCACAUGCAACAUUUGCAUGCAUGGGCGCGUUUGUGUUUCGGAGUUAGAGCACAGCCUCCGGAUUUAUUAAUGGGGUCUGUUACGUAAGGAAAGGGGUUUCUGACGUAUGAGAGGUCUG